GGGAUUGGUCAAAGCAGUCACAGGAUGAUGGGAAGUACAGAGAAAAAAAUAGACUGAAACCGUUUCUGCCAUUCAGGAGAGCAGCUGCAGCUUCUGUGAGAUUUGAACUAUACAAUUAUGAGUGAGUCACUGGUCGUGUGUGAUGUGGAUGAAGAUCUGGUGAAGAAGCUGAAGGAGUUCCGCUUCCGGAAGGAAACCAAUAAUGCGGCCAUCAUCAUGAAGAUUGAUAAAGACAAGCAGCUCGUUAUUCUUGAUGAAGAGUAUGAGAAUAUAUCACCUGACGAGCUAAAGGACGAACUGCCUGAGAGACAACCCAGGUUCCUCGUCUACAGUUAUAAGUAUCAACACGAUGACGGACGCGUGUCCUAUCCUCUCUGCUUCAUCUUCUCCAGUCCAGCGGGGUGUAGACCGGAGCAACAGAUGAUGUACGCUGGAAGCAAAAACAAGCUGGUGCAAACGGGGGAAAUGACCAAGGUGUUUGAGAUCAGAAACACAGAAGACCUAACAGAAGAAUGGCUUAGAGAGAAACUUGGUUUCUUUCGCUAAAGUCGCCUCAUCCAGAGGUUUUGGGAUGAGGGGAGGGUCCUGACUGCACAACCCGCAUCAUCUUUCAAGAAGAACACACUACGGAUGUUACCUUCCUGUCUGGGUGGACCUGAUUUAAAUAGUCUUUGCAAAUAUUAUGACGUUGAAGGCUAAAUUGGUGGGGCUGGGGAUGCUUUUAUUACAAUUGAGCGUGUGCCAGAAGGUUCAGACAAUCACAAGAGUUUGAGUACUUCAAGCUCUUGUUUGAUUGUCAACAAUCGCGGCACUAUCUAAACCUCGUCCAUCUGGCUGCCUUUGUCUGCAAGUGCUAUUUGACUCAGGCCUACUUUUGCCUCCCAUACCAUCUCUCCAUGUGCCAGUGAUGUGUCUGUACUGAAAUAACACUCCCAUUGUUCUUAAAAGUGAACAGAAAUGAAAACUCAGCCUCUCCGAAGCAUGUUCAUGCAGGAGAAGCUGGCGUCUCCAUGGCAACAGUUUGUUUCCUUAAGAGGUUUACGCUCAACUUUCUCUGUACCUGACCCUCCUCGUUUGAUCUGUUUCUACCUUUAUUAUUUUUUCAUGGUUUUUGAAAGUCUUCUUGUCUGAUCUUUUAUUAUUAUUAUUGUUUCUGGUGUGUUUUAAAUUAGAUUUAUGUCGAACUUAGAGCAUUAUUUGGUUUCUUCCUACCCGAUCUUUUGAAUAGUUGUAGCUAGAAUCCAGAAAACACUACUGAGGUCCUCCAGUAUCCAGCCAAGGGGAUUUAAAUGAUGAGGUGCAUACGGUAGUUACUUCCCCAGAAGACGCAAACAAUAAUACUCGCGUGUAGCGAGGUAAACUAAGCACAUUAAUUAACAAGAAACUGUGGCUGCAAGUCGUCGGCGCCUUGCCAAAGUCUUCACACCUAUUGAGCUUUUUCACAUUUUGUCACGUUAUAAACGCCGUUUCUUCAAAAAUGUUCUCAAACAAACCUUUGAGGGCUUCACAGAACAGCUGUAAUUACUCUGAGAGUAAGCAACACAGGGCUAUUUACUCAUGAAGGGACCAUGAAAGAUUUGUAAAAGCGGAAUUGAUACACAUGCACGCCAAACUUUUCACAUUUCACUAGAUUUUUUUUAUUGAAAAACCAUGUAUUGUGCUCCUUCUGCUGCUCAAUUCUGCUCUUCUUCAUUGGUCUAUUACAGGGGUGUGCAACCUGCAGCUGCGGAGCCACAUGUGACCCAUAAGGUCCUCCACUGUGGCUUUUAAGAUGAUAGACAUUUCAGCAAUGUCUACAAAUGUAGACGUAAUAUUCAGGCUCUUAUCUGCACACAAUGUCUACAGGAGAAUGAUACCAACGGUACAUGGAGUAUUUUGAAAUGCUUUAUUUUUGGUUAUCAGUCUCCAGAAUUUCUUUUUCUCACUCUUCUAAAAAAAUAUAUAUGGAACGUUCUUUUAAAAACAGGAAUUAUUUUAUUCCUUAUAAUAAACCAUGUAAAGAGUGGAAGUGAUUCUUUCUGGAAAAACAAAUAGAUCUUAUACAGUAGGUGCCCAUGAAACUUGAGUUAUUUUUAUUGUAAUUUGGGUUGUGCUGCUCUAGAGGAAUUUUAUUUAGUAGGAGCAAGAGCAAAAGAGGCUAGACCCCUGGCCUAUCACACAGUGAAAUAAAUUGCAGUCUGUGGUUAUAAUGUUACAUGAUACGGAAAAGCUCAAAGGUUCACUUUUGCAGAGUACCGCAGCCUUGUUGGUUUGACAAUAAAUGAUUUUCAUUCCUGCUUAAAGAAAACAAUCAUGAAUUAUGAGUAAUGUCUUUGACCGGCGUUAUUUGUUACACGGUUAUAACCAGGGUGCAACAUUUUCAGAAACAUUCCAAACACAAAAACCUUCUUUCUUCCAACAAAACUCUAGCGACCACGAUGGUUAUAACAACAGUGUACACAGGGUGGUCAUGUCUGCCCCCGUUUUUAAAUCUUUCUGGGUUAUCGUCUUUUUAUGGGGAGAUCGUCGGCUAUUAUUGUGCGUUAGAACUCCUAUUGUUAUACUGAAUGUUGACUAAUUCUCAUGUAAAGCCGCUUUUUUUUUUUUUUUUGCUUUGUAUUUGAUGCAGCCUUAGGAGUAAUGGUGCAACUCUUCAGAAUGAUGUUUGUGCUUCUUAUUUUGGAUGUGAUGGCUUCCUCAUAUUGACAUUUUUAGUAAUAAGACAUGUAUUUCAAGUCCUGCAGGGAUGGGCGAGGAAAAUCCUGGUUAGUGGGUGGCUCAGGAUGAUUUCUGAUUCUUAUUAAAAGCGUACCAGCUCGGUAUAUUGGUCAGAUUCUUGGGGUGGGCACAUAGGAGCUCCACGUUUCUCAGUGUCAUCUCUUAGCAGUUUGAUCUGUUCCCUUUUAAUGAAAAGGGGAGGGUAAAAAAACCCGCCCUGUCUUCAUUUCUUUUCAUCUUCUGUGUAUAUUUGCAAAUUCUAAGUGAACGUUGGAUAAGUGACUAAAACAAAAGGAAAAUUCUUCAAAUUUUUAACUCAAAUUCUACUUUCUCCUGCUUAUGAUAAAUAAGAUACUCGGAGCAUGCUGACAGACAUGAACUGCACCUGUAGAGGGUAGCCAUGCUCGCAUAGCAGGACGUGGGUUGUUCCAAUUAAAGCUCUAAUCACACAUUCAUCUCUCUACUGAUAACAUUCGACCUAAGAGUUACACUGCCUGCAUCGUGUUAGCCUGUGUAAUGAAGCUACAAGUGAGAAUAAGAGUAAAGUUUACUGUAGGACUUAUCCUUUUACCUACCAACACUACAUUUCGUCAAAAAGUCUUAAACCUAUGGAAUAUACCGAGGAUCAUCCAGUGAGGGCGUUGUAGGAUAUCUCUUAAAUGUGCAAUGUGCUGCUUUUCACGCGAAUAAAUGAGCACGGAAAACCUUUCCAAAUCCUCCAUUGUCGGAAAUGUGGACGGCUACUGUAAAACGAGUGUUUUCUGUGCUGAAUGUAAACCGUUUCCACCGAGCUGUUUCCUAACAUCGGAAAGUGGUUUUCUCUUUGAAACAGAAGCAACCUGAGCCAUUUCUACGAAGCAGUAACUUCAGGCUCAGCAGGUUGUUUUGUUUCCUUCACGACGGACAGCUCUUCAGAUACAAACUCCCAUCUAUUUAGUAUGACUUGAAAGCCUUUGCCGACUUUCAGAGUUGAUAAACCCCAUCGUAGUGCAGGCCUCUGGUUUGAGCUGUAUUUUUUAUCUGAGGUAUUUGCAAACAUGCUGUUUCUUCACGGUGAAAUUAAAUGUAAGUUAACUGCUGCUGCGUAACAAAAUCAACCUGUUUUGGUUUCGAGCCUCGCAUCUGGUUAUAUCCUGUGGAUUCCUGAUCUGCUGUGCAUUUAAAUUGUUGUAAAGCUGGCCUUUUUAAUCAUUUACUUUAACCUGCGAAUGUGUAGUUUAGCUCAAUAAGUGUCCUCUCGGGUCAAAUGCCUAUUAUAUUUUCUGUCCUUUUUACUAAAAAUGUAAACAUCUACGAUUACCAGCUGUCUCCUGACAUCAGUGAAACUUGACAUAUUUGUACCUGUGUCUGUCCUGUUGUCCAAAUAAACUGACAAUGAUGUCUA
Molecule: messenger RNA, 4081 nt
Organism: Fundulus heteroclitus (mummichog)
Lineage: Eukaryota; Metazoa; Chordata; Actinopteri; Cyprinodontiformes; Fundulidae
Product: glia maturation factor, beta
Exons: 7
Coding region: 118-546 (142 amino acids)
Biological process (GO): actin filament debranching; negative regulation of Arp2/3 complex-mediated actin nucleation
Cellular component (GO): actin cortical patch
Molecular function (GO): Arp2/3 complex binding; actin binding
Source: RefSeq, a predicted model, not a curated record